UGGGGGUUAUGAUCUCUUAGUGACAAAUUAUUCUAAAAAUGAACUAAAGAGACUAAAGGAUGAAGCAAUACAGUCUGGUGCUAGUCAGGAUGUAGUUAUUGAUCCUCCACCUCCUCCUCCACGUCAUAAGUUAUGGGUCAUGGGUCGCACAAAAAGUUCAGGCGAAAUGAGUUCUGAGUCAGCUAACCAAAUUGCUAAAAAAAUUAAUGAUUUGGAUGAGCAAGCAUCACAGGGUUCCUUUGUUCCCGAUGGGCGUCAAGAUAUAUUGAAUACUGCCCUUGGACGACCAGAGCAUCCUGGUCGUGUUCGUGCAGCUGGUGUUGGUACUACUAUUAGUCAGUACUUUGGACGACGCCAGUCACAUGGAUUAUCCAUAGCUAAAUUAACUCCCAAGGAUUUGGAACUCCUCACACAGCAAGUUGUUGCACAACUCAAGAAAAAUGAUGUCAGUAAUACACAGACACAGGAUGUUCCUCCAGUUCAAGUAGAUAUGGUCCCUGGUAGUAGUAAAGGUAGUUGUCCAACUCCUUCAAGUGCUACUGCUGCGGCUGGUAAUGCAUUAGGGGAUAAGCCUCAUGUUGAUAUCUCUCAUCCAUGUGACUUAUGCAUUGAUGAUAUACCACCUCGUGUAGUGGCCAUUGGUAGAGUUUAUGAGGGUAGUUCAACCAUACACAAUGUACCUUUAACAGCUGAUUUGGUCAAGGUGGUUGUUGAGUUUGUUCGAGAUUUUGAUGCUCAUGUUCCUAUGCCUACUUCAGAGGUUCAACUGGUUAGACAGGCCCUACAGACUUUCAUUUCAUGGCCAAGACGUCUUGUGAGACUUAUUUCAUCAUCUAAGAAGACACAGGAUAUUCCAACAGUUCAUAGGUCCAAACCCAGUAAUGAUCCUAUAUGUGAUUUGCGUGAGGCAUCAUUGACUUUAACUUAUGGCAACCCAUUUAAGGUGACUUUGUCCGACUUAUAUAAAGACUAUUUAAUUUUUUUUGUUUUAGGUUGGUUACUUAUCCAACUUGACCAUUUCAAGUGAUAUGUCCUGCAAGUCUAUUUGGUGUUGGUGUUAAUGAUUUUGUGUUCUAUAUUACAUUUGAUGAUAUACGUGAAUUAAUAGAACGAAAAAGGCUUAACAUCUCAAUCAUACAAUUUUGGAUGUUUUAUCUAAAUCAAAAAAUUGAAGAGCACGGCUAUGAUGACUUGUAUGGAUUUUUGGAGCCCCAAUCAAUACAAAAAUCGGGGA
This is a messenger RNA of Cajanus cajan (pigeon pea), 1234 nucleotides long. NCBI's taxonomy places the organism in Eukaryota, Viridiplantae, Streptophyta, Magnoliopsida, Fabales, Fabaceae. The record is from RefSeq and is a predicted model, not a curated record.